Messenger RNA from Monomorium pharaonis (pharaoh ant), 3555 nucleotides. RefSeq lists its product as uncharacterized. The record is from RefSeq and is a predicted model, not a curated record. Lineage: Eukaryota; Metazoa; Arthropoda; Insecta; Hymenoptera; Formicidae. Bases 1024 to 3312 code for a protein of 762 amino acids. The transcript has 11 exons.
UUUGCUUAUGUACAUACGUUAUGCGUUAUGCAAAAGUGUGUGCGGGGGCCUUAACAAUAGCAGAAUUUAUCUUCAAAAGUCCCUAGGAAACCAAGUUUCUUAUUGGAUAUCUGUGACAAACGUCAGCUAUAAAAUCAGUUUCCACUGAGUGCGUCAUCCGCGGCAUAAGUUAAUCAAUCAAAAUAUCCCAUUAUUGUAAUAUCAAAUGAUACAAUAAAAUGUUCCAAUAGAAUAGAUGACUCAAUGUUGACGCGCAUAGUAAAAACUCACAAUUAGAAUGGGAAAUUUUUAUUAGUUUAAGGAUACAAGCUUUUUUUUAACGCAUUACUAAAUACUCCAUAAAACUUAGAACUUAAAAAUCAACUUAAUUAAGUUAACGUAAAAAACUUAAAAAAACUUAAAAAAUGUAUGACUAUUAAAUUUUAAACAACCAUUAUAAAAUAAUUAAAAUACGCUUAACACGCGACAAAAUGACACAAAUUGGUGUAUCAACCAUCAAAUUAAUUAUUAUUUUUAAUAUUUUUUAUUUAAGAAAAUGUUAAUACAUUAUUAAUAAUAAAUUAUUUAAUUAUAAAUAAAAAGUCUCUUAAUUUCUUAAACAGAGAGUUCAUGACAAAUUUAAAAUUUAUAUUACGUCUUUGUGGCAGUCUUUUUGUGACAUGUAAAAAUAAAUGUUAAAUACACAUCACAUAAUCAGCCAUACACAUCAUAUAACCAAUUAUAAUUAAAUAUUGACAUCAAAAUAACGAUCUAAAAGGUAUAAAAUAAUUUUUGAAAAUUUUAAGUUACACAUGAACAAGUCACAGACUUUUUAAUUACAUUUUUAAGUUUUUACGCGAAAUACAAAUAAUUUCAUAAUUCUCUUAACUGUUGGCUAAGUUCAUACAAAUAUGAAAACAAGCUAAAGGUAUUAGUAAAAAAUAAACUUUGAAUAAAUGUCUUUAUAUAUUGAAUGGUUUUUUAAAAUCAGUCACUUUAGAUAUUGUCAACAGAAUUAUAAUUAAAUAUUAAUAUUUUAAUUAAAUGUCAUAUAUAAUGCAACAACACGAUUUAAAGAACGAUGGACAAGACGAAAAAGCAACAGAAUCUUUUAAAUACAGCCUAUUCCGUUCUAUCUCUGAAGCUAAAGAUGCGAAAACAGCAGUAUUGCUGUUACAAUCUGCAGAUAAGUCUAUUUUAUUGGCAAUUGUAGAGGCCCUAUCAAAGUAUGCUAGUAAAUCAAAAGACAAUGCAAAAAUACUUUUUAAUUUCGGCGUCAUAAACAAUAUUCUUCCCAUUAUUGAACAUGAAGAUACAUAUAUUCGAAGAUUUGCCGGAAAAUUAUUAACAGAAGUGAUAGCAGUACCAAAUGUGACAAGCUAUUUCAUCGAAUCUGAUUAUGUAGAAUAUUUAGUCAAGCUAUUAAUGACCGAAAAAGAUAUCUUUAUGCAAGAAUAUCUUUCUGCAAUACUUGCACAGCUAUCUAAAGAUCCAUGUGGUAAUGUUCUUUUAAUAAAAUAUUGCUCAAGCUUGAACCUUUUUUUUGAAGGAUUACAAUCACCAGAUCCGGACAUAAACAAGCAUAAUCUUGAGAUUCUGCAAAAUUUAAUGCAGGAUCCUGUAGGAGCGCGUGAAAUUUCGAGAAACGAGAAAUUUAAUUUCCCUUUAUUGUAUAAACACUGCAAAUCAAUAUAUCCAGAGAUUCAAUGUCUUGCGUUAGAUAUAAUUAUCGAUGUGAUUGCUAGGAACAAAGAUGAAGAUAUACAAUAUUUAUUUCUCGAAACAAACGGAGUUGAAGUGCUAUUAGAUUUUUUAAAAAAUGAUGAUUGGAAUAAUUUACACAUUAAAGUUCUAAAAAUAUUAAGUUUUGCUGCCGAAAAUCCAGUUGUCGUAGAUAAACUUAUUGACAGCGAAAGUAUUCCACAGAUACUAAAUUACAUAAAGCGUGCAGAAAAUCCGACAUUUCUUGCAGAAGCACUUAGAAUUAUUGUACAUGUCGCAAAUACUUUCAGGGGAAGAAAAGUAAUUUUGUGUAAUGUUUUACAUUCUUAUGAGAUUACUGAAUAUUUAAUAGGCACUUUACGAAAAUCGAUACAAUCUGAUGUUGUUGAAGUUACUUGUUAUGCAUUUGGAGAGAUAAUGUUCUUCAGUCCUGCUGCAAGAGAACUUACAAACACGGAAUCUGUGGAAACUAUUUUAGGUUGUUCAACUUAUCCAUUUAUCGACGAAUUCAAAAUUGUUUGCUGCAAUUUGCUUUCUAUACUAUGCUUAGAACAGAAUGGAAGACAUUAUUUUCUCAAAGCAAAUGGACUCCGAAGAAUGUUCGCUCUUAUUACUGAUGCUCAUUCAAUUUCAGUAAGGAACGCUGCAUUACAGUUUAUGCAAGCAAUUUCUACGGAUUUAAAUGUAGCAAAAGCCUUCGUAGAAAACAAAUAUCUUUCAUACAUGUUGAAUAAUCGUUCAUUUUCAAGAACGAUUAUUUUAUGGAAUACUUGCAUUGAGACUCUUCUUAAAUCACAUUUACCAAUCAAAUUUGCUCUUACGGGACGCUUGUCUCUACAUGAUCUUACUCAGGAUGGAUUUUACAUCUCAAGAAAAAACAUAUACCCAUUUCCUAUGUUGGAUGAUGCCUUUCGAUCUAAAUUUAGCCUGUUAGAACCCAUUUACAUGAUAAAUUGCAUGCGUCAUAAAACAUCGAAGACUUUUCAAAACAAUGCAGCUUUCGAAAGUAACAAAUGUUUUGUUACUAAUACUAAUACUAAUACUAAUCAAUUUUAUAUUUAUAUUUCUUUGCUAUUUGUACAAACAAAUUCUUAUAUACAUAUGAUAUACAGUUCGGCAGAGAGAAAUACAGAUAUUGGAUCGAUAAAUAUCCAAUGCGUUUUGUCGCGUGUAAAAAUGUUAGCUCGUUUCGUGGCGCGUCAAAUGUCUGGUGUCGAUUCAACGGGGACUAAAUGCAUCGACCGGCAACUCGAAGUUCAUUUGAAGCAGAUCAAAGAAUCUUUAGAAACGAGUGUGAUACCGCUCGGACAACUUCGCGUAGGCUCUUAUCUCGAGCGGGCUUUGCUGUUCAAGACGAUAGCCGAUAGGAUAUGUCUACCGACAGCUCUCGUCCGUGGGGAAUAUGGUGUCUCGUGGAUUGAAGUAGCUAUACCCCAAGUAAUAAGUACUAUUCAAGAUUGUCGAUUGACGACUUAUCCAAUCAAACUUAUAAAACCGAAUUUUAUCGUUGAUUUAAUGGAUUCACCAGGAGAUUUAAUUCCAAUUGGAAGUUCUCGCUCAAAAUUAUAUUGUAUUAAAAAAACCACUUGUAAUAAAACAUGCUGUUAUUAAAAAAAGAUUGAUAUACUCUUAUCUAAUACAAUUAUCUAGUACAAUUAUAUUUAUAUAAUUGUCUUAUAAUUAUAUUUUAAUAAAAACGUUAUAAAAAGUUCUAGAAUUUAUUAGUACAAUUUACAAAAAUUUCGUCCGUAUAUAAUAUAAAAGAAUAUAUGUUUUUAUUUUUUUUCUUAUAUAAAAUAUUUUUUAUAUAUAGUACCUGUCUAUACAUAUGUAAUAUUUUAUAAAUGAAUAUUU